This is a messenger RNA of Eurypyga helias (sunbittern), 459 nucleotides long. It is a transcript of the gene SHISA3, whose product is annotated as shisa family member 3. The record is from RefSeq and is a predicted model, not a curated record. The annotation marks the transcript as partial. The transcript has a single exon. NCBI's taxonomy places the organism in Eukaryota, Metazoa, Chordata, Aves, Eurypygiformes, Eurypygidae.
CCCCCAGAACCGAUCUACGUGCCAUUCCUCAUUGUUGGAUCCAUAUUUAUUGCCUUCAUUAUCGUGGGCUCUCUGGUAGCGGUUUACUGUUGCACGUGUUUAAGACCCAAGCAGCCAUCGCAGCCGAUACGGUUUUCUCUGCGGAGCUAUCAGACCGAGACUCUGCCCAUGAUCCUGGCCUCGACAAGCUUCAGGACGCCGUCGAGGCAGUCCAGUACCGCCACAAGUUCCAGUUCGACGGGCGGCUCGGUUCGCAGGUUCUCCUUUCCCCGGGCAGAGCCCGGGUGCCUUGCGGCAUCGCCACCUCCACCGUACACGUCUGGCUGCUUCCAGGCAGCCCACGCGGUCCACCUGAGCCAGCCGUCGGGAUUCCUGGUGUCGCCGCCGUACUUCGGGUAUCCCCUCCAGCCAGAGCCUGCCCUGGCUGGGAAGAGCUGCUCCGAUUUUAGUCAGAGCUGA